Molecule: messenger RNA, 1104 nt
Organism: Peniophora sp. CBMAI 1063
Lineage: Eukaryota; Fungi; Basidiomycota; Agaricomycetes; Russulales; Peniophoraceae
Source: the annotation of a GenBank genome assembly
AUGACCAACUCAUCUACCAGCAAACUCUUUCAACCGAUCCGCGUCGGGAACAUGCAACUCUCGCAUCGCGUCGUCAUGAACCCAAUGACUCGCUAUCGCAAUACGGACGACCACGUUCCAAAGGACAUCGUCGUCGAGUACUACUCUCAGCGCGCGAGCACUCCCGGCACUCUCAUCGUCAGCGAGGGUGUACCGAUCGCAGAUAAAGCGGGCGGACACAAGAAUCUUCCGGGAAUGUGGAAGGAUGCGCAGAUUGAGCAGUGGAAGAAGGUCGCGGACGCGGUGCAUGCGAAGGGCUCAUUCAUAUUCAUGCAGAUAUGGGCCUUAGGCCUUGGAGCGUAUCCCGAGGUGCUCGCUGAAAAGGGAUAUGACUACGUUUCUACAUCCCCAAUCAAGCUCUAUAACCGGACGUCAGCGCCGCGCGAAGUUACGAUCGACGAGAUCAAGGAAUACGUUCAACUCUUCGCAGAAGCGGCUCACAAUGCGGUCCAUCUCGCUGGAUUCGAUGGUGUCGAAAUCCACGGCGCAAAUGGGUAUCUUGUCGAUACAUUCCUCCAAGAUGUGACCAAUCAUCGCACAGACGAGUACGGCGGGAGCAUCGCGAAUCGGAUACGUUUUGCAGAUGAAGUUGUCGAUGCCGUCGUUGUGGCGGUAGGACAAGAACGUGCCGCGAUAAGGCUCGGUCCAUGGCAGAACAAGCAAGGGGUGGGCAUGUCUGAUCCAGUCCUGACCUUCAAGGCCCUAGUCGAGCGUAUCCACUCCAAACAUCCCGAUCUGGCGUACAUCCACGUUAUCGAGCCAGAGCCGGACCGCGUAGCAUCUGCGCCAGGAGUCGUGCGUUCAAACGCAUUCGCCGACGAAGUCCGGCUGCCGAAGCCGGUUCUGCACGCCGCGGCUUUCACUCCAGAGACUGCACGAGAAGCUGCUGAAAGGGAUGGCGUGUUGGUCGGCUUUGGGAAACUGUUCAUAUCGAACCCAGACUUGCCAGUCAGACUGCAGAAAGGACUUCCGCUGGCAGAGCCUGAUCGCGCGACAUUCUUCACUCACGAUGCGGUUGGCUACACUGACUACGCGUUCGCUGAAGAGGUGCGGGAUGCGACAUAG